This is a messenger RNA of Lolium rigidum, 669 nucleotides long. Its product is annotated as mitochondrial import inner membrane translocase subunit TIM10. The record is from RefSeq and is a predicted model, not a curated record. NCBI's taxonomy places the organism in Eukaryota, Viridiplantae, Streptophyta, Magnoliopsida, Poales, Poaceae. The coding region runs from base 139 to 393 and encodes 84 amino acids. The transcript has 6 exons. Gene Ontology annotation, cellular component: mitochondrial inner membrane. Gene Ontology annotation, biological process: protein insertion into mitochondrial inner membrane.
ACUAAAUUGGGGAGAAGAGGCAGUGGAGGCGCGGCCGCUCUAGUCUUCUUCUUCUGCUCCCUCGCCGUCUCGACCACCGCCGCGACCGCGAGAUCUCCGGCAUCCUCCGGCCCCCAUCCCUGCGAGGCGUCGGAAGCAAUGGCUGCGAAAGGAGGCGGGCCGAGCGACCUGGAGAAGGAGCAGAUGUUCGGGAUGGCGGAGAAGGAGAUGGAGUACAGGGUCGAUCUCUUCAACCGACUUACACAUAGUUGUUUUGACAAGUGCAUUGAGAAAAGGCAUAAAGAAGCUGAGCUCAAUAUGGGAGAGAACAGUUGCAUUGAUCGGUGUGUUUCAAAGUACUGGCAGGUGACUAACUUGGUUGGUCAGAUGCUUGGGAAUCGGCCUCAGAUAUGAGCUGGGAAGCAGUAGCUGUGUUUUCUGUAGCAGAGUAUUGUUGCUAUGUUCUAUUUUGGAUUUAGAAUGUUCACCACCAUCUAAGUAAAGCAUGUGUGACCAACUAAUUCGUAUACUGCUUAAAAGGAAACCCCCAGUGUGUUGCCCUUUCCAGUGAUGUACCUUGUCUCCAAAUCAUGAGCAGAGGCACAUGCCUGUAAUAAUUCGAUACAGCUUGAGAGAUUUUGUUGCCAAAGCUGCUCUUUUUCAUGGUUAUGAUUAUGCCUGUUGUCUGAA